UCUGCAACUUUCAGAAAGGACUAUUUCCAAACCCAUGGAUCAAAACCAGAGGACGAACCGAGCUUAUCAGUUUCAUCCCGCGAGAGCUGCCAUUAUCGACCUCUUCAAUCUCUACUUAGGGAGAAAUCCCCGUCAAAAAUUAGAUGAUGCUGUUCGAGAACCCCCGAACAAAACACAAAAAAGGGUAACUGCUCUCAACAGAGAGCUUCCUCCUCGAAAUGAACAAUUUCUUUUUGAUUUUGAGCGACUUCAAAGCCAGUUUCCGGACCAGGAGCAACUGCGUGCAAUGACGGAAUCUGUUCUGAUUUCUUUGGUUGUGCAAUGUUGCAGUCAUGCACCAAGAGCAGAAUUUAUUCUGUUUGCUAUUCGGAGCUUGUGCAACAUAGGUUAUGUAAACUGGGAUUCAUUCUUGCCUAAUCUCCUUUCUUCAAUUUCCACUGCUGAGGCAUCAUAUGGACAGGGUAAUCAAGCAGUUGGUGCUGUGUCAUCAAGCAAUUUAUCUCAAUCUGGUAUCGGUCCAUCUUCUAGUACAGUUACUAAUCCUACUAAUUUUCAACCUUCAAAUCCUACCUCUCCUUUGCCUUCAAUUCAUGGUAUGGGAUCUCCUGGCCAGUCUGCAACAGAACCAGCAUCAUGUGCCACUCUGUCACCAGUUAAAUCUUCUGAUGUUUCCUGCACUGGACAGCACAUAUCCAGGGCCAAUCCAUCACUCACAGAUAAUUCUAUUAGCUGUCUACGUCAGCUGUCCUGCACAAUUAUUUUAGCUGGGAUCGAGUCCAAUCUUAAGCCAGUUACUUAUGCUGACAUUUUCUCCCACAUGCUGAACUGGCUAGUAAAUUGGGACCAAAGGCAACAGGGGCUUGAUGAAUGUGAUGGUUCAAAGGCCUGGAAACCUGAUAGGGCUCUUAAUGAAUGGCUGCACAGUUGCUUGGAUGUAAUUUGGCUGUUGGUUGAGGAGGAUAAAUGUCGUGUGCCCUUUUAUGAACUACUUCGUAGUGGUUUUCAGUUCGUUGAAAAUAUACCUGAUGACGAAGCCUUAUUCACACUUAUAUUGGAGACCCAUAGGAGGCGAGAUAUGGUGGCUAUGCACAUGCAAAUGUUAGAUCAGCACCUCCACUGCCCCACAUUUGGAACCCAUCGGUUUAUUACUCAGGCGUAUCAAAAUAUCUCUGGAGAACAAGUUGCAAACGUGCGAUAUGUACCAAUCACAUAUCCUAGCGUCCUUGGUGAACCAUUACAUGGAGAGGAUCUUGCCAAUUCCAUCCAAAGAGGGAGUUUGGACUGGGAAAGAGCUAUGCGUUGUCUGAGACAUGCUCUUCAUACUACUCCAUCUCCGGACUGGUGGAGGCGUGUGGUUCUUUUGGCUCCUUGUUAUAGGCAACCUGGACAACAAGUUUCAACUCCUGGCUCAGUUUUCUCUUCUGAAAUGAUUUGUGAGGCAACAAUUGAUAGAAUAAUGGAACUAUUGAAGUUAACAAAUUCAGAUACACAUUGUUGGCAAGAUUGGCUCAUAUUUUCAGAUGUGUUUUUCUUCCUCAUGAAGAAUGGGUGUAUUGAUUUUACUGAUUUUGUGGACAAACUUGCAUCACGAAUUACUAAGGGUGAGAACCAAAUUCUUCGAAGCAAUCACGUGACAUGGCUACUAGCUCAAAUAAUUCGAAUUGAGAUUGUGACAAAUGCUUUAAGUACAGACCCCAGGAAGGAGAUUGUGACAAAUGCUUCAAGUACAGACCCCAGGAAGGUGGAGACUACUCGAAAGAUGCUAUCCUUUCACAGAGAAGAUAGAAACUCUGAUCCAAGUACUGGUGGUCCUCAAAGUAUCCUGCUUGACUUUAUAAGCAGUAGCCAAACAUUGCGUAUUUGGUCAUUCAAUACUUCUAUUAGAGAAUUUUUAAGUCAUGAACAACUUCAGAAAGGAAAGCAAAUAGAUGAGUGGUGGAAGCAAGUCACUAAAGGAGAGCGUAUGCUGGAUUUUAUGAAUAUGGAUGAUAGAUCAAUUGGGAUGUUUUGGGUUCUUUCACAUACCAUGGCCCAGCCUGCUUGUGAUGCUCUGGUAAGCUGGUUGGUUGCUCCUGGAGUCCAAGAACUGUUGCCAGGAUCUAAUGUGCAAGGUGGUGAGAGGGUGAUGAUGAUGCGGGAAACGAACCCAUUGCCAAUUUCUUUGUUAUCUGGCCUUUCUAUCAACUUAUGUUUGAAACUGGCAUAUCAAAUUGAAGAUUCCUUAUUUGGUGGUCAGGUCAUCCCUAGCCUUGCAAUGGUUGAAACAUAUUCUCGGUUGCUGCUGAUUGCACCCCACUCUAUAUUUCGUCCACAUUUCACUGCAUUGACACAGAGGAAUCCAUCCAUAUUCAAUAAACCUGGUGUAUCCCUGCUCUUGCUUGAAAUUUUGAACUACCGUUUACUUCCACUUUACAGGUACCAUGGAAAAAGCAAGACCCUGAUGUAUGAUGUCAUAAAAAUAAUUUCUAUGCUAAAGAGCAAACGUGGAGACCAUCGCGUAUUCAGAUUGGCUGAAAAUCUAUGCAUGAAUCUCAUCUUGUCGCUGAGAGAUUUUUUCCUGGUGAAAAAAGAAUUGAAGGGCCCCACUGAAUUCACUGAAACCUUGAAUAGGAUAACAAUGAUAAAUCUUGCCAUCACUAUCAAAACCCGUGGAAUUGCUGAGGUUGAACACAUGCUUUUCCUUGCACCUCUUUUGGAACAAAUAACAGCAACAAGUCAACAUAUGUGGUCAGAAAAGACUCUACGUUAUUUCCCCCCAGUUAUCCGUGAAGCCUUAAUGGGGCGGGUGGACAAAAGGGCCCAGGCAAUUCAGGCGUGGCAGCAGGCAGAGACGACAGUUAUAAAUCAAUGCACACAGCUUCUGUCUCCAUCAGCUGAUCCUUCAUAUGUUAUGACCUACAUUAGUCAUAGUUUUCCUCAACAUCGGCAGUAUCUAUGUGCUGGCGCUUGGAUGCUUAUGCAUGGGCACCUUGAAAACAUUAAUAGUGCAAAUCUUGCACGUGUCCUGAGGGAAUUUUCCCCUGAAGAAGUAACAUCCAAUAUAUACAUACUGGUGGAUGUUCUUCUUCACCAUAUCCAUGUAGAACUGCAGCGUGGACAUCUCUUACAGGACCUUCUAUUAAAGGCUAGCGCGAAUCUUUCCUUUUUUAUUUGGACCCAUGAGAUUCUUCCUUUGGAUAUUUUGCUUCUAGCACUUAUUGACCGUGAUGAUGAUCCCCAUGCUUUGCGGAUUGUGAUAAGUCUACUGGACAGACAAGAGCUUCAACAGAGAGUCAAAUUGUUUCUGAAUCGUGGGUCCCCAGAGCAUUGGCUUAACUCUGGAAUUUUUAAGCGUGUUGAGUUGCAGAAAGCUCUGGGGAAUCAUCUGUCUUGGAAGGAUCGGUAUCCCCCCUUCUUUGAUGAUAUUGCAGCACGUUUACUUCCAGUCAUCCCAUUAAUUGUAUAUAGACUAAUUGAAAAUGAUGCCACAGAUAUAGCUGAGAAAGUCCUAGUUGUGUAUUCCUCAUUUCUUGCUUACCACCCACUGAGAUUUACGUUUGUUCGUGAUAUUCUUGCAUACUUCUAUGGUCAUCUUCCUAGCAAGCUUAUUUUAAGAAUAUUGAAUGUACUUGAUCUGUCCAAGAUCCCACUGUCCGAGUCGUUUCCUCAGCACAUUGCUUCAUCAAAUCCUGCUACCUGCCCGCCUCCAGAUUAUUUUGCAACUCUCUUAUUAGGCCUCGUGAAUAAUGUCAUUCCUCCUCUACAUAGCAAGUCAAAAUGUAUGGGGGACAUUUCAAAUAACUCUGUUCGGGGACCACAUAACAAGACUCCAGCAUCGUCUCAGUCUGUGCCAUCAAAUGCAUCAGAAAGCCAGAAAGCAUUCUAUCAAAACCAGGAUCCUGGAACUUAUACCCAGCUUGUUCUUGAAACAGCAGUAAUUGAAAUCCUCUCACUUCCAGUGCCUGCUUCUCAGAUAGUAUCAUCACUUGUUCAAAUAAUAGUGCAUGUUCAGUCAACACUAAUUCAGUCCAAUGGUCUGCAAGGAACUCCAAGUGGUGCUGGGCAAGGUUCUGUCCUACCAACUUCUCCUUCAGGUGGAAGCACAGACUCCUUGAACACCAGCAGAUCAACUCCAUCCACAUCUGGAAUAAAUGCUGUCAACUUUGUCUCCAAAAGUGGUUAUACGUGCCAACAAUUAUCUUGCUUGAUGAUCCAAGCUUGUGGUCUUCUAUUGGCUCAGCUCCCUCCAGAUUUUCAUAUACAACUUUAUUUAGAGGCGUCACGUGUAAUUAAAGAGUGUUGGUGGCUCACUGAUGGUAAAAGAUCGCUGAGGGAACUAGACUCUGCUGUCGGCUACGCUUUAAUGGAUCCAACAUGGGCUGCUCAAGAUACCACCUCAACAGCCAUAGGUAACGUAGUUUCGCUGCUCCACUCUUUCUUCAGCAAUCUUCCACAGGAGUGGCUGGAAGGGACACAUGCAAUCAUUAAGCAUCUUAGGCCACUGACAUCUGUUGCAAUGUUGAGAAUAGCAUUCCGUAUUAUGGGUCCACUGCUCCCAAGGAUUGCCUUUACUCGACCUCUUUUCAUGAAGACUUUAGCCUUAUUACUUAAUUCAAUAAGUGAUGUGUAUGGGAAGAGCUCACAACCAUCUAGUCCUACCGAGGCAUCAGAAAUAGCAGAUCUCAUUGACUUCCUUCAUCACAUUGUCCUGUAUGAAGGGCAGGGAGGACCUGUACAGAGUAGUAGCAAGCCUAAGUCAGAAAUAUUGACUCUUUGCUCAAAAUUAAUGGAGUCCUUGCGGCCAGAUGUUCAGCAUCUUCUUUCCCACUUGAAGACCGAUCCGAACUCCUCCAUUUAUGCUGCAACCCAUCCAAAGCUGGUUCAAAAUCCUUCAUAAUGGUUUUGAAUGCUUUACAUUUUUCUUAUUCUGAUUCUCCUUGGUCUUGGACUCGCUGUUGAGCAAAAUGAUGAGUGUUAUGGCUCACUUUUACACAAGAUGGAGGUGCUGUUUAGGGGAUGGUUAUUGACGCAUACCCUUGGUUAGGUUAAGCAGUUUCAAGCAUGUUUCUCAUCAUUUUGCUUACCAGUAAGCCAACUUUGUAUUAUG
Telopea speciosissima is the source of this 5086-nucleotide messenger RNA. Its product is annotated as mediator of RNA polymerase II transcription subunit 23. Gene Ontology annotation, biological process: positive regulation of gene expression; regulation of transcription by RNA polymerase II. Lineage: Eukaryota; Viridiplantae; Streptophyta; Magnoliopsida; Proteales; Proteaceae. Gene Ontology annotation, cellular component: transcription regulator complex; mediator complex. The transcript has 22 exons. The record is from RefSeq and is a predicted model, not a curated record. The coding region runs from base 35 to 4876 and encodes 1613 amino acids.